Molecule: messenger RNA, 1035 nt
Organism: Cucurbitaria berberidis CBS 394.84
Lineage: Eukaryota; Fungi; Ascomycota; Dothideomycetes; Pleosporales; Cucurbitariaceae
Exons: 2
Coding region: 1-1035 (344 amino acids)
Biological process (GO): maintenance of mitotic sister chromatid cohesion; mitotic sister chromatid cohesion
Cellular component (GO): nucleus; chromosome, centromeric region; Ctf18 RFC-like complex
Source: RefSeq, a predicted model, not a curated record
AUGGCAACACAACAGGACGCGGGCGGUGUUCCCUUCUCCAUAGCACACGAGCUGCAGCAUUUCCGCCUGCUCGAGCUCCCACCAGAACUCGUCGAGGCCAUGGAUGCGCCAACCCCCCCACAGCUUUCCAUUAAAUCGCUGGCUCCCUCCGCCGCCUCUGGUACGCCGAAUGCGCAGCCUGCAUAUGCAGUGCUUUGUACGCCGAGCAAAACUUUCCAGCUACGCCAGGUCCAGACGUCAAACUCGCUCUUCAUCACCCAGCCCGCGCUCGACUCCCAUGGCAACGGGAUCCCGAUCCCUGUUACAUGUGCAAUUGCAGCGUGCACUGCAACGCUCGAACUCCAUCCAUCGGCUGCCGCUGCUGUCACACUGUUGAAGGAGGCGCUGCCCGUGUAUGAUAUCGUUGCAGGCGACGUCGAGGCAACCGGCAAUGGCAGGCCCAAGGCUAGCAUAUUCGACGACGUCCCAAUGUCGAGCGGAGAGUGUCAGUCAGCAUGGCUGGAGCUAAUGGCAUUCGAGUUUGAAGAGAGCUCCUACCAGCCAUCUACAAACGCCCUUUCGCAGGUGUGGAGGUCCAUCAAUGCCGCUGCUCUGGCCGAAGGCGUCAAACUCGACAGCCAAUUCCUGACCCACGACAUCACGGGAGCCGUGGCUGAAGAAGGCCACCCCCCAGGACUUGUUGAAGCUGUUCUUGCACACCUGUCUACUGAAGAUUCAGACAGCAAUGGACCGUGGUCCUGUCUUGACCGUGCCAAGACAGUCAUAUUCGCUGGCAAAACCCUCCUCGAAGCCAAGCGUGGCAACGACUUCCUCAUCGCCGACUUCACCGACACAUGGGAGGACCGACUGCCAGAAGCAUGGCGGAAAGACGCGCAAUUGAGUGCAAUUGAAGGCGUGUACGAGUUCCCGUCAGAAACGACUAUUAGUGUAAAGGGCAAGGUCGCAGCAAGCACAAAAGGUAAUAGCACAGCUGCUCCCAUGAAGCCAUCCGCGCGAAAAUGGCACGAAAAGUUUGGCAAAACCAGGAAUAAGUAA